This is a messenger RNA of Lymnaea stagnalis (great pond snail), 27237 nucleotides long. NCBI's taxonomy places the organism in Eukaryota, Metazoa, Mollusca, Gastropoda, Lymnaeidae. The record is from the annotation of a GenBank genome assembly.
UAAUGCGCAUGCAAUAUCCAACAUGGCGGACAGCAACAAAAAGGAAAAAAUAGCAGCUGCAAAGAAAAAAGUUCGUGCAAAAGAAGUAUUUUAUACAUAGAUGUUUGAACUGUAUAACUGAAAUAAUGCAUUAAGAUUAUUUCCAAUAAACUAUAUAUUUGUUUAAAUGUAACAUAGUUUAUAAACACGCUUUUGUCAGUUCCUUUGUUUUGUUUACUUUACUUGUGACUUUUGAUUUAAAGCAAAAAAAUAAAAAAAUGCCGAAGUCUCAGUCUGUAUUCCUAAAUUAACCUGAACCCUAAAAUGUAGGUUAUCCCUAAACCUAACCUGAAUCCUAAAUGUAAAUGUAUCCCUAAUGGCACCAAUUCUCUGCAUAAUAUUGGCCAAUUUGGAGAGAUAGCACCCUGAAGUCAUUUGCAUGUUUUGUUAAGUUUCUGUUUUUGAUUCACUCCCCUUAUUUUUUUAAAAAUAGAGUUACAUUUUCAUUAAUAUAAGGCUGGUAAAUUUUUAUUGGUUGAUUAAUUUCAAUUUUACAUUUCAUUGGUUUGCGAAUUUUAAUAUUAUUUAUGUGUUCCGCUAUCUUUGAAAAUUACCGUAUGGUGUUUCAUUCAUUUUCUGGAUAUUAUUUUCGAUGAAACCUGAAAUAAAGUGUUAAGUGUGGGGAACCUGAAAUAAAGGGUGUAAAUGUGUAUUCCAUGAAACUGUAAGUUGGGUUUUCAUUUUUAAAAAUUUUAUAAUUAUAUUUGGCCUUGGCCAUUUUUUGUUGUUUUUCUUCAUUUUCCAAGUUUUCAGGGUCAAAACGCUGGUUCCAAUAGGGUCAAAACCCUGGUUCUGAUAGUUUUGGUAGGGUCAAAACCCUGGUUCCGAUAGUCUAUAGUGUCUUAGGAUACAUUUAGGACGUUUUUUUUUUCCAUUAAUUUUUAACGUUUUCUUCCUAAUUUUAUCUAAUGUGAGUUAUUUUAUUUUUCCACGGUCGCCAUCUUGGUUGCUGCAACCCAUGAACACAUAAAAUUUCACAGGUCAUGGCGGCCAUGAUAAAAAACGCGGCGCCGUCUCUCCAAAUUUACCAGUAACUCAUAGGUACUUCGGCAAAAAAAAUUCAAAAAAAAAAAAAAAAAAUUAAAAUAUUAGUUAUUUUUUAUAUAGAGCAAACUUCAAAUAAAAUUGAAACCAGAAUCAACUUUCUAGUUUUUGCACUAUUUAAGCUAUAAAUUUUUUAAAUGCAGUUUUGUUUGGUAUUUUUUACCUUUUAAAUUUUCAAACACAUCUGACAUUUGUGACCCCAUUCUGCUGAUCGCGUCACACGCUAUAACUCUGGUCUCUGGUUUCAAUGACAAUUUUCAACAACUUUGAUUUUUAUGAUUAAUCAUUGCCAAGUAUGAAAAGUACUAAUUUUAAAAUAUUAUGCAAUUGAAUUAUUAAUAAAUUAUAAUUUAUCCAGCCAUAUAAUGCAUUAUUACAUUAAAUAAGAUAUGGAUGCUCUGUUUAGUGUCCAUUUUAUAUUUAUAUAAUAGUCUAUGUAAGGCAAGACAUCCCCUAAAAAUAAAACUGGUUUGGGACUGCCUAUUUUGAACUUUUAACUUUUGCACAUGACUAGUUAAUUAAAGCUUUCUUUGACCAAUGAUUUGAUAGUGUUUGCACACAGCACAUUCAUUAUCUUAUGAAUGAAACUAUUAGAGUAGUACUAUAGUAGUAUGAGACAUGCAAGGACUGUAAAUGGUUUCCCAUGACAACGUUUUGCACACAGCAAAUUAUGAUAAUUUAUAAUAUGGACUUCAACGGGUUUUUAAACUUCAAAUUAAAACAAUCUUUUUUAAAUUACUUCUAGAUUCAUUCUAAAACACAAGUUAUCAAAUAUUUUGAUGUAAAUAAUGAUAAUAAUUAAAUAUUUUCUAGUUAUCGCCAUAUACUGCCAUUAAAACGAGGGCUUGGCCCAUGCCAUGAUCGAAAUCAGACUUAACGACCUUAUGGUAAUGCAGGUCACGGGGCAAGCACUACGAACAUGAGACACAACCUAUAUCAAUGAGAAGUUGCACACAUAUGCAUCAAUAUAUAAUGCUUUUUUAAAUUACUUUGAGGUUCAUUCUAAAACACAAGUUAUCAAAUAUUUUGGUAUUUUGAUGUAAAUAAAGGUAAUAAUUGAAUAUUUUCUAGGUAUCUGCAUAUACCACCAUUAAAAGGGGGCCAUGGCCAAUGCCAUGGUCGAAAUCAGGCUUAGGGACCUUAUGGUUAUGCAGGUCGAUUAUUACAGUCGAUCAAAGAAGGGAAAACAAUAUGUUGGCAGUUGGAAUGUAGGUCAAAAUGUCCCCUAUUAUGAACAUGUGGAAGGAUACCACAAUUUUAUGGCGAAAUAGGCCUUUCAUUAAUGAAAGCACCAUCGUCCAAAAAUUAAAAACUUGUAUUCUUUUGCGCUGACUCCCAUUUCCCAUACAAACUUGGAUACAAUUUUGUAAAUAGUAUAUUAUGUAUGAUUUAUUUACAGCUGAAGCAGUUUCAAAAUUCAGGUAGAGCUCGCAGUGUUUCAAGAACAAGGGAAUCUUCUGAAAGGGAAAUUUCUAAAGAACCUGUUGAAAAAUUAGUGCGGACAGUUUCACCGCCAAUAGAAGUCAGUAACUUAAUGUGUCCCUUUAAAUGUAAAAAACACUUCUAACAAUUAGUUCACUGAAAACUUAUUUGAAUUAAAUUUUAAUUUACCUAGUCCACUUAUGACCUGUGUGUGUGUGUGUGUAAUUAGAAUUCUUAAAUUUAAGUGAGAAAUGUAUUACCUAAAUUGCUAAAAUACAAAUUGCUGGCUAAAUUAUAUUGAAAAAUAUUUUUGUUUGUUUGAGUGCAGUUUAUUUGUGAUUUGUGAAAAAUUUCUGGUCUUGACUUUUCUUUCAGAAUCAAAACUCCUCAAGCAGGAGGGCAGCAAGGGAUCUAGAAAUAAGAAAAAAUGAUGCAGAGAACAAUAUAAGGUUAUUAUCAGGGAACAACCGGAAAUCACCUCGGACAUUCGCCCGGCCGAAUAUCCCAAUUCUUUUCUUGAAGUAUUUGUUUCAGCUCAGCAAAUACUAUUAUUACCACCAAUGCGGAUCCGAAUAUUUAUUUGAAAAUUAAAUUUUUAGAGAUGCUCAAUAAAUUUGCUAAUUUAAAUAGGCGGAUUGAAGUUCAUUUCCCAUCAAAUCCCAGAAAGAAAAAACCAUUAGCUACUUAACACUAACUUUAUAUCCACAAAAUAUAACUUUAGCAUCGCAUGCAUUCUUUUAUGUUUCCAUCCUUUUAAGUACUUUUAAAGCUAGAUUUUUUUCAGAUUUUGAGGCUUAUUUGCACUGAUCAAUAGUAAUUUUUUUUAAAUGGAUUCAGAUGAUGAAGUUUAUAGCAAUUUAGAUGUUAUUAUAAUUAAUCAGUGAAUUAUGCUAGCUGUAAUAUUAGUAAUACAGUUUCAUGUAUUUAAAUUAACAGAGUUAAGUCAAUAUCAUCCGUCUUUACAAAGUUAUAUAGUUUAUAGCUUAUAACAUUAUUUAACCCCUUACCGUCAUGUGGAUAGAAGUUUUUUUUAUAUUCUAAGUGCUAUAUGAAUAUAAAGUGUCAAAACUAAGGAUUUGCAUUAUACUCAAAUUUAAGAAAUAUUUAAUUCCUGGUAAAUGAUAUAUUAUUAUGGGCCUACUAAUGCUUAUGCAACGAUUUGGCGAUCGAGCACGCAUAAUAUCUGCACAUCAUACCAGUAAUGUUAGUAGCGCUCCUCUGAAGGCAUAUUAACAUAGUAUGAUAAUUUUAAAUAGUAUAAUAUUUUAAAGGAUCUUGCCAACUUUAUUUAAAAAUAAAUAUUUAUGUAGUUAAUUUGUGUUAUACUUUGAUUAGAUUAACAUAGCAGUCAUGGUAUUAUUCAUGCAACGCCUGAUACAUUUUAGGCGAUAAUGUACAGUAAGUUCAUCAUGAAUAAUAUAUAAAUAAUACUUGGAUUAUUUAUAUAUUAUUCAUGAUGAACUUACUGUAUAUUAUCUCGGUUCGUACCCGGUUUUGGCAAAUGGUAGUUCUAAGAAAACUCGGACACAGUACCUGGUGAGAAUGUCUAACCGGUUGUUCCUGAGCUAUUAUAAAUAAAUACAUCAUUUUGCUUAAAAGCAUUUGUUAAAAUGAUCACAUCCAUGCAAAUAACUUUACAAACAAAAACACUUUUAAUAUUUUAUUUGUAUGCAUCCCAAAAAUCCAAGUAGGCCCAGGACUUUGUUUAGUACACUGAUACAUUUGCUGAUCAGUUCUUCAUUUGUGUUGACUGAAUUUUCACAUUUAAAUUGCAGGACAACAGCUUCGACAGAGAGUCUUCAACAGUUGUCUCGACAAAUAAAUGGUCUCUUAUCGGAGGUAAGGCAAUAUAUUUAUUAUUUUAUUAUAAUUGCCCUUUCUCCUCAAGAAGAAAAAAAAAAAAAUGACAGCAGAACAUUGGAAACAGAUGUUUGGUGCAAUGAGUUCACUUACCAUAACAUGGGAGUUUAGAUUAAGUCAUAAUGGUUACUUUAAAAUAAAAAAUCAUUAGUAGCUUUUGGCUAUCGUUACUUUGAAUAACUUAAACAGUAAAUUAAACAGCCCCUAAAAACAUAGUUUUUCGUAUAAAUCCUUUAUACACAUUUUUGUUUGCAUUCAGCGUCAUCUCCCAUACCCAAAUACGUCACAAAUACAAAGCACAGGAAAAACUAAUUUUUGAGAUUGAGGAUGAAAAUUUGAUAGAAUGUCAUCGGCAAUGAGUCUGUGCCUAGUUUCAGCUCGAUAGGAUGAUGGGAAGUGGGUCAAUUAGCCUUCAGAAGAUUUGGCUCAAAAGAAAGACAUGAACAAAAGCAAUUUUUUGAGGUUGGGAGUGGGGAUGAAAAUUUGAUAGAAUGUGUUGUCAUUGGCAGUGAGUCUAUGUGCCAAGCUUCAGCUCGAUAGGAUGACAGGAAGUGGGUCAUCUAGCCUUCUGAAUAUUUUGCCUCCAAGAAACACACAAAAGCGAAGUUAAUAUGAAGGAUUUUAAAAUUUAGCUUUAAGAUCAGGAGUUUCUUCAUUUCAGGCCAGAGGCAAACCAAACACUACAUCCCAUGCUGUAAGUGACAGUGGAUUGCAUUUAUAAUUUUACAAAUUUUACAUUCCUGAGUUCAAUGUUUUGCUGACGUCUUCUUCACCUGCUUGCUAAACAAUUCCUAAAUAUUGUUUUUGGAAACAAUAAUUUCCCAGCAUGCCGAGGCUCCAAUGUUUAAGUCGGUUUAUAGCUCUGUACCCAAAGAAGUUUUAGAAAAAAGAUGGUCUCCAGAAAAUGAUUUCAUGCAUGUUUCUGUUAAGUUUUCUUUAUUGUUUAAUGGUAGGUUGUAAGUAUUGUGCAGGGGUUUGUUGUGCUAUUAUUGAUGGUGUUCAAAUUUGUUUGGUGCCAAACCCCAGGGUUUCAAAUGUGCAACACAUUUUUUUUUGGGUCAUAAUGUUUAAGUAUGUUUUAAGCAUGAAAUUAGUACAACAUUGAUACAACAAUGGAUUAAAUUGAAUCAAUGAGUAUUAGGAAGAAAAAAAUAAUUUUAUUUGUCAUUGCUCUACUCCUUUGAGUAGAUGUAUAAUAAGUUUAAAUACCACAGCCUCUUACAUUGUGAUAGUUUUGUACAUUGUCAAUGCAUUUAUUUAUCCUUAAACCUCUUCCAUCGGAUAUAAACCAUCCUAAAACUGCAGUAUCAUUGAAAAAUAACCCAUUGCCAUCAUCAGGGUUUUUACCAUGCCACUGAUAAGCGCUUUGUCUUUUUCUCUCCUUAUUUCUCCAUUUGCUUGUUGCAGUCAGCAGCAUAUGUGAACUGGGAGGAUUCACCCAACACUGGGGUGCAGGAGCUUGAGGUGCUGGAGGUUUUCUUUUUACUACUCAUCAAUAACAUUGUUAAUUUCAUAAUCAAAAUAUACAAGUUUGCACAAAGUAGUUUAAUUUUUUGCUUUUUUUAAAUAAAUGCUUUGAGUGUGUUGGUUGGACCUUAAAGUUUUCUUUGUGUGUGAUCUACUGCUGUUUUGUAAAAAAAAAAAAAUUAUUCUUGUUUCUCACGUCUUGAAAAUUUACGUAUAAUUCUAUUUGAGUGGUUGGACUUAAUGAGACAAAAAUAAACCGUGACGCUAAUUGAAUGUAUAAAAAUAUGCAACAUCUUUGGAGGAAAGUUUUUAAUUAGGCUUUUACAUAAUGGCUUUUUUGUAUUAUUACCUAGAUAUGUGAGCUUCAAAAAUUAUGUUUUGCACAAGCAUGAAAACUCAACAUUAUCUCCAACUAUGACAUUAGUAGAGAAAAAAUAGAAUUAUCAGUACUUUGAGUUCAUAUGUUUAAUUUUUAUUUUAUAGUAGCACAUUCACUUUCCGAGGAUGAGAUUAUAUGAUAACAAGCAUUUAAUGUGCAGUGACAAACAAAAUGUAUUAAAUAAUCACUUUAUUACUUCAUCUUUACUCAAGCUGGAAUAUUUAGCUUACAGCUUCAAUGAAAAUAUUACUUAAGUUAAAAUAAAACUUCACGCAUGUUGGUUUUAAAUCGUGCAUGAACACUAUCCUUUAAAAAUAAAAUAGAUUUUGUGUAUUCUUUGUUUAUUUAUUUCAAUUUUUAAAAAAUUAAAUUGUUCAUUACCUACACAGUAAAAGAACAUGCAAUUGAUUUAUCUUCAAGGAAUUAAUUCUUAUAUUGAUAACUUUUAAGAAAAAUCAUUUUAAAAUAAAUGUAACAAUAAAUAUAUAUAUUUUUUUUUUUUUAAAUAUCGACAAACAUUUCAAGGUUUCUAUUUCUGAAAAUCUAUUCAUUUUCUGUUCAUUAUUUCCAUUUACACUAUGAAUAACAUAUUAAUCAUACAUGCUGUACUUUGAAACGAUUUACUAAUUUGGUGUACUCCUUACUCUGCAUCAUUCAUUACCUUAUGGAUUACUAACAUGAAGUGGAGUGAUAUACACUAAAAGUCAACUGUCAUUUCUUUCUUUAAUUUUCUUCAUUUGACUAUAUGAAGAUGCUGGUAUUAGCUUGCUUUGUAAAGGAGUCGGCACAUUUAUGCGUAUGCUAGUUUAAGGAUAAACUUGAUAGUGGAAUUAAACAUCUUAUAGACCAAAUAGUUAACUGCUUUGCUUACAAGUGUCUGAAUCAAAUGUCAAUUUAACAAAAUAACCUAUCUCAUCAGUUGCUAAUGACUCGUGGCAUUUUUAAACCUCUUUUCUUUCCAUUCUCAUUUAUAAUAAUUUAGAGAGACAUAUUGUGUCGUUUUAAAAAAAAAAAAAGUUUAAAAAAACUCACAACACUUCUUUUAACUGCUGAGGUGAUUCUACAACAUUCUGUAAUGCUUUUUUAAAAGGACAUUAUCUAGAAAUUAAUUUGUUGUCCGUACUUUUCAGGAGAGGAACAGAGAUCUGGCCGCCUUGUUGGAGAAGCAUGCACAGGCCAAUGAACAACUAAGCUCACAGAACCAACAACUUGUGAGUUGAUGUACAGAGUACAUGGAUGAUGUAACAUGUUGAGCAACUGCAACAUGUGAAGUGUUUCCUAUAGCAAUUCAAUAAUAAUGUAGCAAUUUAUUUUCUUUAAAGUUAACCCGACCAUAACUGAUUCUUAUUGACCUGUGCCAGUAUCAUUUUUGACCUGGUUUAUCUUAAACAGCGAGCACAUUCCAAAGCAUUACAAGAACAGCUGGAGGCAGAGAGGAACUCUUUCCAUGAAAAGCAUAAAAAGGAUAUAGGUUCAUUAAAAGAGCAGCUUCAAGUAAGAACUAAUACUUUACAUACAAUUUUAUACUCUCAAGUGAAGAAUUGUUUUUAAGUUACAUUCAAGAGCAGAAGAACCUACUUUAGUAUUUAAUAAGUUGAAAGAAAUAAUGUAAUGAAAUCUGGCUUUAAAUUUAAGAUAUAGUUUUGACAACUGCAAGUACAGGAUGUGCUGUAUUAUUUAUUGUUAUAAAUCUGACGGUACUUAUGAAAUUAUUCAAAAGAGAAGCACACUAGGCAAAAAGUUAAUCUAAGUUUUCUCAAAACUAAUUGGAAUAAAUAAAAUAAAAUUUGUCACAACUUAACAGGUUCAUAUACAGACAAUAGGCAUCCUAGUAGCAGAGAAAACAGAACUACAAUCACAGGUUAAUCAAGUUCAGCGGAUAGCUGAUCAGAGGAUAGGUGAGGUGAUUUUUUAUUGCACUUCUCAUAGCUGUAUCAUCUUAUAACUUUACCGCCAUCUAUUUAUAAUAGGUUUAUGAACAAUUUCACCGGAUUAACCUGUAUGACAUGAAUUUUGCGUGACUCUGUGUGAAUAAGUUGAGUGUGCGAUGUAAAAUAUUAUAUUAGUGCAUUAAAAAGAAAAUUAUAUUUUCUAAUUUUGUAGUUCUGCCACCGGUUUGAAGAUCAUAAGUAACAACCUAUGUAAGCAAACUUCAAUAACAAACCAAAUAUUUGAUUUCUUCAGAAGAAAUAGAGGAGCUGAGUGGUAGAUUAAAAGCAUCGCGGCAACGUGUGGCUGACUUGGAGCGAAAUUUAUCAACAUCAUCCCAAUCCACCCACCAGAUUGAGAAGGUGAUUAUAGAAAAGCUGUGUGCUCUAGCAUUAUUUACUUAAAAGAAUUGUCUUUUGAAAUAAAUUAUUUUCCUUUGGCCAUCAGGCAGCAAAGUAUAAAGGGAACGUUUGUUUCGAAAUUAAAUUGGAAAUAACAUUUAUUUCUUUUUAAAUAGGUCCUGGGGAGCUAAUGAAAUAAUUAAAAUACUUGCAACAAUUUCUUUGAUUGAACUAGAAAUAAGUUUACCUUUUCCAUUUUUUUAAAGCAACAGCAGGUGAGAAUCCUAGAUUAGUUGCCCAGUUUUUUCUUAAAACAAAAAAAAAUCCUUGUUUUCAAUCACUUUGGCAAUCCUUUAGAUUGACGAAACGCCCCCCCCCCCCCCCCCCCCCCNGUUUGUGGGUUAGACGUCAUUGCAUAGUGUGAAACAGUGUAUAUGGUCAUAGAGAUUUUUUUCACUGUUUGUGGGUUAGACGUCAUUGCAUAGUGUGAAACAGUGUAUAUGGUCAUAGAGAUUUUUUUCACUGUUUGUGGGUUAGACGUCAUUGCAUAGUGUGAAACAGUGUAUAUGGUCAUAGAGAUUUUUUUCACUGUUUGUGGGUUAGACGUCAUUGCAUAGUGUGAAACAGUGUAUAUGGUCAUAGAGAUUUUUUUCACUGUUUGUGGGUUAGACGUCAUUGCAUAGUGUGAAACAGUGUAUAUGGUCAUAGAGAUUUUUUUCACUGUUUGUGGGUUAGACGUCAUUGCAUAGUGUGAAACAGUGUAUAUGGUCAUAGAGAUUUUUUUCACUGUUUGUGGGUUAGACGUCAUUGCAUAGUGUGAAACAGUGUAUAUGGUCAUAGAGAUUUUUUUCACUGUUUGUGGGUUAGACGUCAUUGCAUAGUGUGAAACAGUGUAUAUGGUCAUAGAGAUUUUUUUCAAACAUUAACUAAAAGUUUGGUUUUGGAGGAAUAACAUUUAGCUAAGUACAUUGCAACAUUUUAUUAUCUCAAAAAUACAUUUGUAACAUUUCAUGUUUUUUUAAUUUCACUCAUUACUGCUGCAUCCACACAUUUAGUACAUAUAUUGCUAUUGUAAAUUUUAUCCCCACUGUCUCACAUACAGCUAUAUUCUUACAUUGAGUGCUUAUAUAUUUAUAGUGUGCUUUUUAUCACUGUCACUCAUAAAUAAAGGUUACAUACACACACUCACACACAGCCAGUUAGCCAUCUGUUUCAGGUAUGCAAUAAUCAAUAAUUUAAUCCUGGUGGUGUGUACGAGUUGAAUAGAACAGUUAAGUACAGUACCCUGUUAAGCACAACUUGCAUCAGAGGAAAGAGACAGACAGUCUGAUGUGAAGCAGUGGGUUUUGACAUUUAGGUGACGAUUCGCUGCAUACAUAUUUGACAUUGCAUUCCAACAUUGAAAGUGUGUGGCUGUGUAGACUUGAAUGUAAAUAUUUUAAGGACUUCACUGGGGAAUUUCUAACAAAGGACUAAAAGCAAGGAUGUAUCCCAUGCAAUAACUAAACUUGGAAUUUACUUUUGGCCACGGCAUAUCAGUUUGAUUGUGACAAGAGUAUGAUUAAAACAUCUUGGCAGUUUAAGUAUUUACGUGAAAGCAAUGCCUUAGUAGUGGGAUGUUCUAAGAUGUGACAUAUUAACAAAACUGUAAGUAAGACGGUUAAUAAUAUCAAAGACCUUCUUUUUGGGUAUCAGUUCAACUGCUGGUAGGUAAAUUUAAAAAAACAGGCUCUUGUGAAACAUAUUAACAAUUAGAAGAACAGUAAGAGGUUCAUUAAUUUGUGAUACUAUAUUGUAUCUCGUAGCACUUAUUGAAACUAAAUAUGUAACAAUGAUAAUGUUGAAGCGUUGUGAUUAAACAUUUUAUUUCAUUGUAAUGAGACAAGAACACUAUAGAGACACCCUAUGUUUACAUGUAGAAACUUAGUUAAAAAGUAUUUGUGACAUUACAAAAGCCAUGAUUCUUCACCCAUUGCGACAAUUUUAAUUCUUGCUGGAUCCAUGCAGUUAACAACGUUACGUAAUGAUUUGUUUUUGUGCAAUUCCACAACAGACUCAAAAUGUAAAAAAAAUACAACUAGUGUCCAAUGUGUAGUUUUAAGUAUGAAUUGAGCGAGGUAAAAAUGGCAGAUGGAAGAGACCGUAAUGUCAAUUUUAGCCAGUGUUUGUACAGUGUUAUAUCCAUACAUACAUAUAUACAUACAUAGAGAAAUCUAUGUUUUGUUCAUCAAUCUGCAGAUUGCUAACCUGUGCACUUCUCUAUUGGCACACAUGAAACAUCAGUGAUAGCAAUCAAUUAAUAAUGCAUAUUCCUUGACAACCAUGUAUAUCUCAUUAAUGUCCUUACAGAUCAUAAUAUCUUUGUUCAUCAAUGUAUUAUAUUAUUUAUCUUGUAUUAUCUGUAGGCUGCUGUUGAGAAUGCCAAGGAAGUGGAUAGGUUGAAGUUGGAACUUUUAAAAUCCAAGUAAGCUAAUCAAUAUUUGUAAUUUUAUACUUAGCUAUUCAGAUGAAUGGGAGUAAUGUUAAAUUUGAAAUUCAUGACAUAGAACACCUUGUUUGAAAAUAAACAUAUGGAAAUGUUUUUAGAUUGUAACAUGAUGUUUUUGGUUUUCUUUAAUUUCUAGCAAACAAUAUGAAGAACUGAGACAGCAGACAUCAGAAUUGAAAGAACAGCUGCAAUCAAAGGUAUUAACAGUUAGAGCAUGAAACAUUUAACUGUAUCAGAAAGUAAAUAAAGAUUAAUUGUAAAAAUAACAAAUGAAUACUUUUUAAAUAGAUUUUACUUUUUUUUUCUCUAUUGAAAGUAUUUGUAAAUAUUUAAAUUCUGUUCAAUGCUUUAAGUUAAAUGCAAUAACUAUCUACGUAAACAAUGUAUAGCCAUGAACAAUUGUUCCAAUCACAAUUUUUAUUUGCCAUGCGAAGUGAUAAUCUAAAAAAUAGGAUUAUUUAGUACUAGAAUAAAAAAAUGAACAACACAUUUGUUUCAUUCUUUCCUAAUCCUUUUAUUGACUUGAAUCGGGGAUGAUGUUAAUGUUUUUUUUCCAAUACUUAUUACAGGUGACUGCCAACUCUUCUCUGUCACAAACUGUAGAGGACUUGCAGAAAAGACUUGAAAUGACAGAGCUGUAUGCGCAGCAGGUAAUUAAAGGCAUCAGUUACAUUGUCUGUUGUGCAUUUAUAUGGCUCAAAGGAAAUGUUCACAAAUGGGCUGUUUGGUCCGCAUAACAUGAAUAUUUAUAUUCUUAUAACUUAUAACUUUAAAAAAAGUUUGGGAACCACUGGUUUAGCAGUUUAAAGAAUUAACCUGUAGUAUAAACAAGUUCUCUUUGUACUGAAAUAGUUCUGUUGUAUAAACAAGUUCUCAAUGAUGUCUCAACUAGUACUGAAUAUUUCUAUUGUUCAUUACCAGCUCUCCAGUGAAACAGAAAACUCACAGGGCAGUGUGGAAGUACUCAACAAUCUACAGAAAGAGAGAGACACCUUGCUGGAGCGUUUACACCAGGUGGGCAAUUACAUAAUCAUCCAAAAUUAAUCAAUUUUUGUAUUAAUUUCAGAAGUAAGAACACACAUUGCCAUAAUUGUACAAUUAAUGCUGUGAAAAUAAGAGAAAUAACUUGCUGUUUGAAUGAAUUGUCAGCUCUGAUUAAAAAGUAACAAAAUAAAAUUGCUUUUAAAUUAAUAUUAUUUAUAGCCAAUUCAUAGGCGACUAAACGUUUUGGUGAGAUGGGUUAUUUAAAAAGUUCUUCUGUAAUUUAUUUUAUCUAUUUUCUUACAGUUUCACUGGUGAUCUGCUUAUUUACCAUAAAUUUAUUAAGAUAAGCCAUCAAAUGCAAAAGUGUCUCAGCAUUUGCUAGGAUUUAAAAAUGCACAAAUCAAUGUUUUUUGAUAAUUAAUACACCCAUAAUGACCCAUAAUUAAAAAAUGUAUAAAUUAUUAUCCAGAUCUUUUUGCAUUAGUUAGACAUCUUCGAGUUGCAAUUCUGAUUUUUAACAUGUGAAUAUUGUGUGACCUCUAGCAAGAGGAGCUCUCCCAGCAAUUGAAAUUAGAGAGAGACCAAGUGACAGAACAAUACCAACAGUACACGGACCAACUAAGACACCAGGCACAGCAACUUACACAACAGGUGAGUAGCAGAACACUGACCAAAUGAAAAACCAGGCAAAGCAACUUACACAACAGGUGAGUAGCUGUAUACACACAAUAGAUGAGUAGUUGUACUUGACCAUGGGAGACACUGCCCAUGCUCUAGUUGAAUGACUUCACAGUAUUUCUUCUCUAGCUGCAGUGUAGUAGCAGCUAAGAGUUAAAACCCCCUCAAGCAAUUGGUUUUGAUUGUCCAUAGAAUGAAUCUACAACAUCUGUUAAGAUUAACCCUUUGAUAGCAACAACUAGAAAAUUUUUUUUUUAUUUUAGAGCUUACAUAGUUACCUGCUAAGUCAUUUGUAUGGAAUGCUUUUGUGUAUUUGUCACAAAUUUAUGUAUUUUAGAGGUCUUGUUAAUUAGGGUUUUUUUUCUAACUGAACCAUCUCAUAUAUCUAUCUCAGAUCACAGUUCUAACAGAAGAAAGAGAACAAUUACUCAAUAGACAGCACGAUUUGGAAGGAGCAGUUUUAGAAUUGCAAAGAAAACUGGGUAAGGAGGUUUUGAUUGGUCAUUAGUUACCCAGCUUUUAAUUUAGCAUCUCUCAAACUGGAGAUAAGUCUAAUGGGUUCUCCUGUUUUUACGCAUUAUUUUUGAGUGCAUUGAAACCACAAUCAUGUGACGACCUGAUAUAGGAUCUGUAGUGCAUUCAAAUGAUCAAGAUUAGGGGAUGUUUAGAGGUCAGAUUAAACCCCUUAUUUUGGGUGCACAAGUCAAAGGUUUGGAAAUUAUAAGAGACGCUAACUCCUGUUUCUUCUAACAGCUAUACUUAUAAUAAUAAUAAUAAUUCACUCUAACUCGUUUCCUUUUUUUAGGAGAUUUAUAAUUUUGAUUAAAUAUGAAAUAUUUUAUUAAAUUUUCUACAUUAAUUACAAUACACAUAUUUUAAACAUAAUACUUAAAAAAUAAUUAAUGAUCACAGACAAAUGUAGCUCUGCUGAUUCAUUUGAAACUAGGUAGGAACAGUUUAGUUAAGUUUCUAUUGAAAUGAAAAUUAUUGGAAGAUUAAAAUUUAAUUGAGUAAAACUUUAACAUUACAGUGCAAACAUUCUUACACCUGUUCAUUAUAAUUAUUUCCUUUAUUCUUAAUAAUUAUGAAAUAUGCUCACUUACUUCCAUGCUUGACCAUUGAAAUCUUUUCAACAGAGGACAUAGGCAGCAUGCCACCAGUGCCUCAGGUUACUCAAACUGUAUCACGUGAGCUUACCGAUGAGCUGGAGAAACUCAGGGCAAACAUCAGGGAGGCUACAGAUGCACUGGAGACUCAGGUCAGGGACAACAUGCAGUUAAGCAGGUGAGGCCCUAGUGUUGAUAGGAACCAAAACUUGGCAGAUUAAUUUCAACUAAUGAAAAAAAGUAAAAACAAAUGAUAAUUUUCAUCUGUGACUUGCUUAUAGUUAUAGUUUUCUCUCUGGUCUCAUAAGUAUUGUAUUUCAACUUUAUAUUUCAAAUAAGUUUAUUCAAUAAUUCCAUGAUUGAACCAGCAAAAAAACAUGGUGGUCCAUGAUUCUAUCUUUAAAAUGAAGCAUUUAUACCUUUUUAAAUGGUCUACAAAAUGAACAGGGCAACCAACACACGUCACCAUAAAUCUGAGAAACUGAUAAAUUUAAUGCCAUAAACUUAUUUUAGAUAGAAUUUUAAUUAGCAUAGAUGCUAAAUUAGACAUUAAAAAUUAAAAUGCCCUUAGGUUACUGGAAGAGAAAGAGGAGAAGAUCUUAUCUCUAGAACGUUCUGUGGAAGAAAUGGGAGAGCAGGCGGGUGACAAGGUCCAGCUUUUGGAGAGCAUACAGAGUGACAAGACUGCACUGAGCAGGGCCCUGUCACAGAACAAAGAACUCAAGGCACAGCUGGCAGAGUUGCAGCAAGUAUUUGUCAAAAUGGUCAGUUUAACACAGCAUCCAGCCAGCUUAUUCAUUUACUAUGCCAGCUCUGGCAUUUGUAAGAGAUCAAAUGAAAAGCCAUCUUGUUUGCGGCACAAUUAAGCUAGUACCAUAGAUUACCCUUAGUGCCUAAAUCAACUUUAUUAAAGUAUAAUCAGGAUAUGUUGCCAUGAUCAGUUUAGUUUCUUGGCUGAAUGAAAUGUGCAGAUUUUUUCCUUAAGCCUACAGUCUGUUGCUGCCAAAUCCGGCCACUUCGAGGCUUUUUACUUUCGUUCUUAGCACAGCGGAAAUCCAUUGCGCAUUACUAUUUAUAGUUAUACCCGAAGAAAGCCUCGUUGUCUGCAUUUAUUUUGAUACUAGUUUGACAGCGGUGUGUUUAGGGGCUGAUUUUCUACGAUUAUUUUAAAAGUUGCAAUUUUUUGCUGUAAAUAAUGGCUUUCGAAGCCUUGGAUACAAUUUUGAAAGAAAGGCCUUAUGAAGCUUCACUAUUUCAUAAAUCUAGCAGCGAUAGUGAAGAAUCUGAUAGAGACAUUAAUUUAAAUGAUGCCACUAGUAAUAGUGAUUCAAUUGAAGAAGAUAGUAAUAGUGGCGACAUCGAUGACAAUGAACCUAUCAAUUCCACUCGAACUGAUCGGCAAGAUCAUUUGUGGUCUGGGAAUUUUUCUCAAAUCAAAGUGGUAGGGUCCCUGAAACUGUUUUUUGGUGCAACUUUUGCUUUAAUCAUUUCUUUGUAUUUAGGUAUUUUUUUAAUUCUUUUCUUGCUUAUAGUUUAUUUUCUGUGAAUUAAUUACAUAAAGAACCUUCAUUUAAAAUGGAGUUAUGUCCCUUUGCUUGGUCGCUGGGAGUAGACAAGGCUGAAUAGGCUUGGACUGUAAAGGGUUAAACCUAAAAUGUGCCAUUGAAUAGGGAAAAACUUGUUAGUCUUAAUUUUGUGACAAACUGUUAAUACUUCUGUCUUUAAAUUAUAAAUAAACAAGUCUGUAAAGAAUGCAACAUUGAACCUUUUCACAGAGUAAUGACAACAUGGAGCUUGUGACCAGGCUACAGACAGAGCAACAUUCCAGCAAUGAGCUGUCCUCCAAGCUGGCACAACAAGAAGAUGAACUUACUGGUCUAAGACAGGUGGUAAGUCAUUCUGUGUAAACUUUUUGACAGUGUAAUUCUACUGGGGAUCAUUUGUACAUCAUGCCACACUUGUCAAUACAUUUGACAUAUUUGAAAUGGCUAGAAAGACUUUGAUAUUGUAUGCUUGUAAUUAGUUUUUGUAGUGUUGUGUUUGUUUUAAAUGUGGUGAAUUAUAGAUAUGUUUUUUGUUGACUUUGUACCGCGCUUCGAGCCUUUGGGGAUGAAGCGUGUUUUUUUAAAUGAACUUUAUUAUUAUUAUUAUUAUUAUAUUUGAAAGUGUUGUCACAAAACUCGUUGCCUUCAGUGUUAUGUUAUACUUGUCCCCUCUAUUGUCCAGCUGUCCCAGAAAGAAAGUGAAAUCUCUCAAAUGUCCCUGGCCACCCAAGCUGUAGAGAAGGAAAAAUACCAGCAGAACCAGAUGACGGACAGGCUACGUCACUAUGAGGCUCAGGCUCAACUGGUGGACACGUUACAGAAUGAACUCACUUCAGCUCAGGUGGGACUUGUUGGGUUGAAAGAGAUUUUUAAAAUUUGUAUACGUUUAUAAAAGACAGCUUUGUCAUGGUUAAGAACACUCAUGUCAAGACUUGAUCAGUAGGAUUUAUUUACUGAUUCUUAUGAUUUUUGUGAGAUAAAUUGUUGAUUUUCUGUCAUUACAAACAACAACAAACGUCCAGAUUAUUUAGAAACAUUAUCAUCAAGAUUUUUCAUCUAUUUUACUAUUUUUAAAUCAUAAUAUGAAUCAAUUUUUUUUUUUUUAAAACCCUUUUAUUACCGAUGACAUCACAAUCACCCACUUUCAAUUACCAAGGACAUCACAUUGACGUCAUAACAAAAAGGCAAAGAACUUUUCUGAAAUACCAAGAACGUCACGUUGACUCAAAUUUCUUUAUUCAUUAAUUUAUAGAGAAGUUAAUAAGCGAAUCGGAUAGAGAAUGAAAAAUACCGGAAAUUUCUUCUUUAAAAAGCUUUUUAUUGAGGAGUCAGCAAAAAUCGAUGCCAAAGCCAGCGGUAAUUAAAGGGAUAAACAAGAAAUUGUUGAAUCCCGCUCUGAGGCCAGUUAUAUUUUCCAUUAUAAAUCUCAUUGGAGUACCUCAAAAACCACUCAUUGAACCAAUGAGAUGGACUGCAAUGCCAGGCUCUAUCAGUUCUGGAAUUCCCAUAUUUAUUUGUUUCAGGACAUGAUGGAAGCCCUGACAACACAGAAUAGUGAACUCAGGACAAUGCUUAUCAAGGCCACUGAGGUCAAAUCUGCAUCACAUUCCAAGAUGGAGAAUGGGGAAGACGUGCCCAAUCCAAGGGAUGAAAUAGUGAGUUUAGUGGGGUUUGAUGAUGAUAGUAAACCCAGACCAGGUUACUCUUGCAAUUUUUGCAUACAGUAUAUGAUUUUGAGAUGCCUUUUAGGUCGUUGUCAUAGCUCCUUUCUACAUCCUGCGGUGAAUGGACAGAGAAAUAUGAUUGGUUGGGCAUCAUCCAUAAUUAUAUUACAUACACCAUGAAGGGAAGUGGGGGAGGCAGAAUAUAAAUACAAUUGUUGUUUGAGUGGAAGGGUAUGCAGCAAUGAUUUUGGAUAUUUUUCACAUGGGUCUGCCUGGGGAGGGGGGGUCAGAGGUCUAAGUAUUUUUAAGGCUAUAAAAUAACACCAUGCCAUGUUUCAUAAUGAUGGUGAUGAUUUUCAUGUGGCUCUGUGUUUUCACAAUUGACUCACUAGAUUCAGCAACAGUAAUAUUUAGUUUAGUCACCCUAGUGACAACUUUAGUCAACAGUUGCCUUUUUUUUUUCCUUCUUCCAUGCUGUAUGAUGCAAUUUUGUGCAAAAACUGAGACAUUUAAGGAUUAAACAAAAAAAUUCAUUCUCAACCCCAGUUUGGUUCCAGCACUCCUUCUCUUCCUUUGUGGUCACUACAAGACUUUAAUAUUUUAACAGGAAAUAAAAUCAGGCUCCUCUGCUUAAUGGCUAAUGAAGUAUAAAAAAAAGCCAACUUGUUCUAUAAUUCAAUAUCAAGUGACUUGGUAGCUUUUGCAAAUAACCUCACAUUUUGUAAAUAACUAUUUAUUUGACAAACUUGAUAUUAAUGAGGCUGAAUUGAGUUCAAGUUUGAACCACUGUCAAAUUUCAGCUGUAGCUUUUUUUUUUUUUUUUUUUUUUUUAAGUGACAUCUUGCUAUAAUGUGAUCUGUUCUUACACCCACUUCUUAAUUGAUAUCUGUAGCAGAUACUUGAAAGAUAAUGAGAUCUGCACUUACACCCACAUAUUAAUUGACAUCUGUAGCAGAUACCUGAGAUACAUGUCUGGAAAACAAACUGACCGCAGUUGCACUAUAAACACCAGUCAUCUACUUUUGGAUGUGACCCUUUUUUUUUUUUUUUUUUUUUUUUUUUUAAUUUUUUUACCUUUUUUUUUUUUUUUUGUCCUUUUUUUUUUUUUUUUUUUUUUUUUUUACAUUAGCUUAACCUUAUUUGGUUUGACACUCAAUACCAGUAGUUAUUUUAUACAUUAUCAAUUAUGUUUACAUAUUAUUAACUAUAGUGAUAUGGUAUUGUACUAUUUUGAUACUGUCUAGUAUUAUUCUGAGAUCAUAUUGUAAUACUUUGUGAGUUCCAGGGUAACCAGGUCUCAUAACUGUUUAUUUUGUUGUAUGGAAAUCUGAUUAUCAUCCAGUUGAGAGAGGCAGAAUAUAAAUACAAUUGUGGAAGGUUCUACAAACCACUGUCUUUCAGCUGUCAGCUUUGUGACUUUUUUAAAAGAAAACCAAGACGUUGUAUUGUCCCCAACUUUGGCUUUCUAAAAUUUGAUGCAAAUCUUUAAUGAAAUAAAAAUAAUUGUAUUUAUUUGGAGGAAACAAGGAGAAGGAUUAAAAUUAUAAUAAUAAAAUAUUAUAUACAUUGAUAAGUGUGGGAAUAUACCUGUUGGUACUGAUGAGAUAAUUAUCAGGUAGUGCAAGAAAACUGACAAAAAUAAUCAGUUAUUCUCAUUUUAGGUACCAAUCCUUUCAAUGCAUUCUAGUUUGGGCCAUUAGCUAGUUAGGUCAUGAAUUUGGAUAUAAUAUGGGUGCACAUUUUUUCCUUUAGUUAUAUUUUCCUGUUAAGAAAUUAUGUUCACAGAAUACAAAUUCACUGUGUCAUGUUAUUGCUCUUACUUUGUUCCAUCAGUUCUAUCAUUCUGUUCCUAGAUUCAGUCCCUACAAGACACAAUAAAACAGCUGGAGAAUGAGAGAACUCAACUGUAUGAGAGCCUGAAAGAACAGAGGAGACUCUCAGACAGCCUGGGAAUUAAAAUAGCUGACCUCAAUGAGGAGCUGAUCAGGAAAAGUAAAUAGUUCAAAUUUUACAGCUUAAUCUGCAUAUUGUGCUGUUGUCACUCUGGGACAAUUCUAAAACAUGUUUAUGGACAGUCCCUAAGCUAGGUGAAUUUAAAUGUCAAAAUUAUUAGAAUGAUGUCAGACAAUGAUGCUGAGGGUAAAUCUGUAAUAGGCACUAGUCUGCAAUAAUUGAUCUAUACAUGUAUCAAACUAGUACAGAACUAGUAAUACCAUUACCAUUCUUUCCUUUGCCUCCUGUAGAAUCUGACAGUAUGGACAGUGACAAGAUUAGCCGAGCGGAGUAUAACGAGCUGAAGAAUGCCAUGGAGAUGAUCCAGCAGAAGUACAUGCAUGUCAUGAAGGACAAAGCUGAGCUGUCUGACAAGGCGGACCAACUGGAGCACCUGGUCUUGCAACUGCAAGGGGAGACAGAUACUAUAGGUGAACUGUUGAAUACCAUGGCAUCAUUUCAACAAACCAAAAUCUAUAUAAGCACUGAUAGAUAUUGUAACUUUUUUCACUAAAUUUUCAUUUAGCGUAAUUUUAAAAAAAUCAAAUAAAAAAUAUUAUUUUUCAAUACCAUAAAAAAUAGUUGAAUUAAUUUUUGUUGAAUUCAAAAUUAAUUCAAAAAAAAUUUCAAGGCUUAAAAUUAUAUGUGAAAUUUUUUAAAGAUUGUUCAAAUUUGCAAAGAUCAGCCACUUUUUUCUGAACAAAAAUUUAUAAAGACAUGAUGAACUUCUUUCUGCAGGAGAAUACAUUUCUUUGUACCACCACCAGAGGGCAUUACUGCAGCAGAGAGAGACACAGAAGAACGAUUAUAUAUCCCAGCUCGCCAGGGAUAGGGAACAAUUACAGGUCAAUAUUCCUCUACAUUUUUUUUUUGUACAACCAAUUGGUAUUGACACAAGGAUGUAUCAUGCGUUUGUUUAAUCCAGUUUACCUUUAAAGCACAUCUGGAUAAAGUUUGGAGUUAACAGUAUAUUUCAUGUAAUACAAUUUGGCGUGUGGAAGAAUUGAAUAAAGAAAAAUUGAUUUGUCCUGUUAAUUCCUUUUUUAAAUUUGUAGGACAAACUUGGAGAACUCCAGGCCCUAGUCAUGCAGUUGCUUGGAGAAAGGAACAUGCUGCACAGCUACAAUGAGGAAAGCAGACUUACACCGCGGUUGCCGCAUCAGCACCAUCACCAACAACAGAAACAACCUCAGCAACAAAUGAGCAAUGGAACUAUCAGUUCGUAUGAUAAUGGUUGGUUUCCUAAUAUAAGAUUCCAUUUUAAAAGAAAGCUUACCUCACAGGUUAAUAUCAGUAAAUAUUACUCAGGGUUUCUAUUUUGGGUCCUAAUUUAUUUCAUUGUCAUGCUCAUGUUUGAUUAGGAUGACCAUAAUAAGGAUCCUGUUAGUUGUUGUUCAUUGAGAUUUUAAUAGUUAUUUCCGGUUCCAUAAGUCAGUUUAAACAUUUUUAUUUAUCAUAGUUUUUAGAAACAGUUUAAAAGAUUGUAUUAAACAAAAUUGACAUUACAGAGUGUUUUGUUUUCUACUAAAUUCGUUUUUGGGUUCUGGGUGGCCGAGUGGUCUAAACUGAGUCAUUCUCAAGUUCCAUGGUCUUGAGUUCAAUACCCAUCAAAGCCCAGUCAAGCGAAAACAUUGCCAGCACCCCGGGUGGAUUGGGCCCGUUAUCCUUGGAUGGCAACUCAUCUAAGAGAAGGAAACUCUGAAUUCAAACCCCGGAGAUGGAGUCCUGUAGGUGGAUAACACUGACACAAUCAAACAUUACAACUCCUGAAAUGCCACUGAUGCCAAGCUGUAUCUAUCAUCCAAAUGAUGUUCCCUUUGGUUAUCCAGGGGCAUAGAGAGAGGGGAUUUGCUGUGUAGGGAACCAGCUUAUAAUCCUAAAAAAGUAUAAUCCCAGGCCUUGUGGAUUUCGCCCUGCGAAGUCUACACCAUUGUCACAUUGUGACGGGCGGAUGCCAGCAAGAUAUUAAAAAAAAAAUCAUUUAAUUAUUAAUUAAUUUUUAACUUAAUGCCAUGCUGUGAUGCACAUCAAGAAUUUGACCAAUUUGAUAAGUAAGGUUCCAUUGUCCUAUUUUAUUCCAGAAUGGCCAGACUAUACAAGUUCUGAAAGUGAUACAGAGAGUGAAGUUGAGCCUAUAGUUGGUGGCCAACAGGGCCCAGCUACUCCGGACUCAGAACUUACACCUCAGUCAUCAGCCUCAGCUUCUCCAGAAGAUUCUACUCAUCCUGGACACAGGUGAGAACUUAUGUCCUUAAAAGCUUUUAAAAAUAUAUUGAACUUGAAACAUUAGGAGUGCUAUUAAUCAGGGGAACCAAUCAAACAGGGUCAAUAUUUACUAAACAGUUCAUCUGCCUGAACAUGUCGCAUAUCAUUUUAAGUAAACAGGCUAACAAAUGUUUCAGCCAAUUAAUUUCUUUCCCCAUCCCACAGACACGACAUGUCCAACGGACACAUCAGCGAUGACAUGGAGGCUGAAGAGGAAGACAACCACAACCAUCAUCGCCAUCACCACCACCACCACCAACACACCCAGCACCACGAUCACCAGCAGACAUUCAAAGCUCCCCCAGAACACGACAAGACAGCCCACAAGAUCCUGAGUCUCCUCACAGAACUGGGGCACUCCCACCUUGUGGAACAGAUCCCUCUCAUAGACAGAAACUUUCUGCCCUGCAAGUUUUGUAAAGGAGCUGUGCAGAUAGUCUGAUGUUUGUCAGCACCCCCAUUCUCUUCCUUCAUUAAUGUUCUAAAUCUGAUGGUCUGCCAUACAUCACAAUGAUUAGUCUCAAUCUUGGUUUAUACAUUUUUUGACUUAUGGCUGUGGCAUCAUAGUCAUAGGAGAGAUCACUAGGAACACCAUUAGACUCAAAACCUUGAAGUUGCUUGUAUUUGAGUUUAGUUCUUGAUAAACACACACACAAGCAGCAAAGCAAGUCAUAUAACUGAAUAGGGCCAGGCCGUCACUGUUUUUAACACACCAAGCCUAUCACAAGUGUUUGAGGACUAAGUAGAUUUACAUACUGGUCCUAGUUAUUUCUUAGCCUGAUUUCAGUUGUUGCUAAUCUGAACAUACUGGUCCUAGUUAUUUCUUUGCCUGAUUUCAGUUGCUGCUAAUCUGAACAUACUGGUCCUAGUUAUUUCUUAGCCUGAUAUUCAGUUGUUGCUAAUCUGAACAAGGGAUGUUUCAUUAGUGCUGUGAAUAUUAUAUAUAUGUUACAUAGAUCCAGACUAUAUGACUUUGGCACUGAUACUGACAGAGUCAUGAAUCAGUACUAAAAAACGGCUUCGUUAUUAUUUUGGGAGACUUCACAGGUAUUUGUCCAAACUGAUGUCUCCCAGUCUUAAAAAAAUCAAGAAACUGGAUUACACUAUUGAAUAUUUUUAAUGGGAUAGAAUUAAAUUAAAAAAUAUUCUCCUCAGUAGACAGACAUUGAAAUAAAAAAAAAUAUAAUAAUAACAUAAUAUAUAUAAUAAUAUUUAACAAGAAGAAGUAGUUUAUAACACAACUUGACACCCUUACAAAUUACAGUCGUUAUUAUUAGUUAUGAAUUGCUGCUGCAUCAAGAAAUAAACUUGGAUAAUGUGGGAAUGUUAGACUAUACACAAUGAUAUAGCUAAUUAUGUGCACCUUGCAGUAGUAAGCAGACAUAACUGUCAUCCAAAUAAUCUUGUAAUAAUAGUCUUUUGAAUUAGAUUCUGCUCUUUGACUGGCUGUGAAAUAUUCCAAUGUAAAUCUAAAAGUUUGAGUAACUUGUCAGCUUUUAAUAUUUCUUUGUCAUCUCUUGUUGGUUUGUUUGACUGAAUGUCUGCCCCCCCAUCUGAUAAUUGGGCACUGACAGCUCAUCUUCAGUAUUGAAGUUUAUGUUUGUUUUCGUUUGUUAAAAGUGAACCUACCUCCCCUUAAUGAGCCGUACAAUAAAUUACCUAGAUUCAUGGAACAAAUGUUAAUAGUAAUAGAUGCAGUUGAAUUGAUUUCACUGCAGUUUUUUUUUUUUAUAUAGUUUGGGGCAGUUCUUAGUUGAGAGCAAUAAGACCUUAUUAAAAAUGUGAUCUAAAUCUAAGGGAACAAUUAGAGAAACCUCCUGAUGUUGCUCAUUCAGAUAUAAAUAAAAGAGGGGCAUCUGCUAUUUCAAAGAGCCAUUCCUUGCCAUUCUCUGGAUUAGUUUGUUGGAUACUUGCCAUAUGUUGGGCUGGGUUUUUGUAAUGGCUAGUGAGACAACAGCUGGACACCACUGACUGUUGAUAAGAGUUUCUGAAGAGGAGCAGGUAACCCCUGAUUAUAUAAAAUGUUUCUUUAAACAUUUAUUGACGAGGAACUUUAUACUUUUGAUCAAACGCAGCACUUGAAGAAAUUCUUUAUGACUGUGUUCCAUUAUUAGACCAUAGCUUACAACAACACACAACUCUACUGUCUGGUUGGCGGGCAGGUUCUUCAAUGAAACUAAUAAAUCACAUAUUGUUAGUGGUGGAAAUAUUGUUUUUUCAUGUGGUUAAACUAAUCAAAAAAAUGAUUUCAAUUUUUGAAGUGUCCUGCAGAGUCCCAACAAGUGCUGAAUUGAUUUAACAAAAAAAUUGAAUAGCUUGUGGAUCAUUAUGUUUGCAUUAAGGCCCCUAGCAUUUAGUUGUGGUAUUUAAACUUGGUAUAACUUAGUUUUUUUUUUAGUGUGGACAUUUAAGGUGAAGGCUGUUGUGAAUCAUUCAAUGAACCAAUAUUUGGUAUCCCCCCUCUGCCACCAAUGAGGCAGAAAACUAUUGAAAUCAAGUAUGGCUAUGUUGCAUUUUGUAUUCAGAUGAAGGCCUUAUUUUUUGGUGGUUGUAUUUGUUCAAAUCAAAACUGGUUGUGUGUUACACGGGUACAUGUUGACUGGAAUGGAUGUAAUUCUGCAGAAAACUCCUUGUAUUUUUAUUGAAAAAAAAAUUGAUGGUAAUCCAUGAUUAAAAACAAUCAAUUGGUUCUAUAGGGGCAUGAGUAUUUCAAGGGAUAUGUAUAGUAAUCAUAGUCAUUUGAUUGGCAUUUUUGGCAUUUUCUGUGGUCAAAGGUAAAAAUUAUGUUGUUAAUUAACAAUUUUUUAGCAUAGUUGCUUGUCAGGACUGUUAGUUGCUACUCCGUUAAAUAACAGUAAAUAGGAAUUAUCUGAUGUGAGCAGAAGUAAGCUGUAGAAUUACAUUCUAAAAUCUCGCAGGUCUCACAAAAAUUCAGUUUUUUUUAUAACUAGACUAAGGCAACUUACAAAUUAUUUGAAUUUCAUUUAUGGCUUUCACUAAAGAAAUAUAGACAUCUGGAAUUUUUUCUUCUUCUCUCUACGUUGUCGUUAAGGUUGGAGAUUAGACAAAAGAUGGAUGGAAAACCCUUAGGAAGACCUAACGAAACCACAAUCAAGUCUUGAAAGGCUAACAGAGUAACAGUCAAAAUGGAAAAAUUUAACAUCAAAAUGAAAACAGCAAAUUGACAAUAAUAAUUUGAUGAAGACUUCUUUAAGAAGAAACCACUUAAAUUCAGUAACCUUUUAUUUCACACAAAAAUGUCCAAACUUCUUGUAGGGUUUUCUGACAGAGUGACCAUCAAUACUUGCCUUGAAUAUGUCCAUCAUAUUUAUAGAUAUAUCUUGUAAUUGGUCUAGAAAUUGCUACGGUUUAUUGUAAAAAAUGUAAUGGUGUCCCCGCUUUAAGUAUUUAUUUCUAAGCUUUGUUUGUUUUUUUUUGUUUUUUUUUUUACAAACCUCAACAGGUUGUAAGUAUUUUUAUUUUAAAUGCACAGUUCUCUUCUCUUGAGUCUAGUGUUAUUGUAUUCUCAAUGUUUUCUGACCUUGUUUGAACUCAAUGUUUUCUGACCUUGUUUGAACUCAAUGUUUACUGAACUUGGGUUACUCAUUUGUUUAUUUAGCAACACUGUUAUUACCUGCUGUAUAACUCACUUUUUUCAGGUUUUGGAAACACUAGCUUUUCAUCUUAUGUUUUUGUUUUUCCUAUGCAAUUACUUAUUACCUGAGUUGUCUACUUAAACUUAUAUUACUGAAUAUAGCGGGAGUUGUUCUUGGGUCUUAUUUUUCAAAUGCUUUUAUUUUUUUUUUGUCAAGAGUGCUUAUCAUGCAAGUCCUGCUAAGUUUGUCAGAAGUGAUUGUCCUGCAAAUCUUGCUAAGUUUGUCAGAAUUGAUUGUCGUGCAAGUCUUGCUAAGUUUGUCAGAAGUGAUUGUCAUGCAAGUCUUGCUAAGUUUGUCAGAAGUGAUUGUCAUGCAAGUAUUGCUAAAUCCUGGAUGAGUCUCAAGGACAUCUGCAUGAAAUUUGAGUUUUUAAAUUAUGCUCAUAAUCCCAAUUUGAUGUUCAGAUAGAGCUUUGCAGUGCAGUCAAUGGAAGAUUUCAUUAAGCUCAAAUACUGACAUAGCUAUUUUAGUGCUGUUUUGUAACCUUAUCUGAAGAGACACUGAUAGAAAUGACUUUGUCCUUCCCACUGGGUGGAGCUCAUUAGGCUGUUCGGUGACCCUUGCCUAUGUUUUUCACUGUCCUUUCCAAGUGUCUACCUCCAAGUCUUCCGAGGCCUUACCCGCUGCCUCUUCCCUUGGCUGGUAUCUAAUGUAAAGCAGGGCUUAGCUUAUGCACUGCUUUGUUAUGAGACGUAACAUAAGCACAUGUGCAACAGCAACUGAAAAUGACUACCUGCUAUCGGUAUUGUUACAAGUAAAUUAAAUUUAGAUGCUUGUUAUUUUCCCUGUAGAUGGGUCAACACAACACUCACACACACAAACAUCCUAUGAGACUUGAAUUUACCAGAAUUCCUCAUUACUUAUGGUGUGUUGAAGUAAGAGAUUGUUUUUUUUAAAAGUCCAGGUCUGUUUUGCAGAAGCGUCCCUUCCAUAUUCUACUCCAGUUUAUACACACCAGAUAGCGCAACCUUAGGGGGAGUGUUGUGAAGAUCCUCCUGUAUUUGUCUCAGUGUAAAACAUAAUACAUGAACAAACCCCUACAAUUCUGAAUAAUUAAUCUUGGUUGUGUCCCUUUAUACCCAAACUAUUCAAAGUUUCAUACCACAAUCUGCUCCCCCUGAAGGGUGAAAUGAAUGAAGAAUUUAAGGCAAAUCAAAUCAUAAAAUUAUAAUUGUUGUAACUGAGCUGGUAAAAGUAUUUGAAUUUGAUUUUUUUUGGUAUGCAUGCAGUCCUUGGAUUAUUUUGGUCUCUAAAUUGACCCUAAACUAUAAAGAAUGCAUUGUGAUAACUGUAAAUUUUGUGCAAAGUAAAAAAUGAGAGAAGUCAUUUAUUUAAUGACAAGUCGUGCUAACAGUAAAACAAUUGUGUAAAUAAGCUGUACAGAUGAAACCAUAAGAUAGUUGAUGUGGGUUAUGUGGAGGGAAUUGUGAUCUUCUUUAAAAUCAUAAUACGGUACUAUUAUUAGCUUUAUGACAUCACAUGUAUUUUUGACAUCACAUGUAUUUUCGUACAGAUUAACAUAUUCUUGAUGAUUGAAUCUGGCUUAUUUAUUGAGAUUGUUCAAGCAAUCAUUAUGCCUAAGGUCAAUUGUUGAUUGUUGAAUAUGUGGCUUAUAGACAUACCAAUCUUCUUUUUUAAUGCACCCCAAAUAAAUUUGACCAAAUGUGAAAUUGUUUUUAUUCAUGUUUUUAAAAAAGAUUUGCUUACUUGUUGGGCCUUGCUUUAUUGAAUUUUAAAAUUUUAAUUUAAAAUUCACUUCACAGGUUUGGAUGACACUGUGUUGUAGUUUUAAUGCUAUUUAGGGUUUCUUGAAUUAUUUUUGAGCUUAGAUAUUUUAAAAAAAGAAGAAAAGAAAUUUAAUUUGAUUAAUAUUAACAUUGUUUUUAACUUUAAAAUUAAAACUUUUUUCAGAUAUGGAAUUUAAGAAAAUACUAAUUAAAUGUUAUUAUAACAGUUAUACUUAUUUUGUACUAAGGUUAAAAACAUGGCUAAAGAUAAACGUUUCUUUAGAAACAUAUUUAUUAUGUUCUUAACAUAUUUUCUUCUGCCUGUUUGCUCUUAAAUUCUCAAUGUAAACUUGUACAAAGCCAUAUAUAUUUAUACUACAAAACAGAUGUGAUGGCACAAUAAUUUAGAACCGUGUCAAAGUCUAAAUUUACAGCCAUCCCAUGUGGAAGUUCCCUGACAACAAGAUGGAGGCCUGUAAACACUGGCUCCUGUAAGCACUCACUCAACUCACCCUAACUGCUGCUGCUGUUGUUGAUUGACAUUUCAACUAGUUUUUGUUUGUUCAUAUAAUUUAUGUUAACGCUAAUAACACUGUUAAGAUUAUUAUUUCUUUUAUUUUCAUUCAAAGAAAUUAAAUAACACAUUCAUGUU